Symphalangus syndactylus (siamang) is the source of this 3714-nucleotide messenger RNA. RefSeq names its product MAGE family member E1 (gene MAGEE1). Gene Ontology annotation, cellular component: nucleus. Gene Ontology annotation, biological process: negative regulation of transcription by RNA polymerase II. NCBI's taxonomy places the organism in Eukaryota, Metazoa, Chordata, Mammalia, Primates, Hylobatidae. The record is from RefSeq and is a predicted model, not a curated record.
UGCGGCAGAGGGCGGGGUGUGAGAAGCAGAGUACACUGAGACUAGCAUUCACUGCUGGCCAGUGCCUGCCUUUUUCACCACCUCUAAUUUCAGCUUCAGCAGUUGCUUGGAACUUUGGUUCUGGCAGCAGCAGCAACAUCAUUACCGCUAGCGGCAGUUUUGUGCCGAGGCACCUACACACCUGCCGUCCUCUCUGCCAGAUCGCGGGCCUGUCGGUGUCUGCUCCUACACGCCGGUCGGCAGGACCAUGUCUCUGGUAAGCCAGAAUUCGCGCCGCCGCCGCCGCCGCGUUGCAAAGGCUACUGCGCACAACAGCAGCUGGGGCGAAAUGCAGGCCCCUAAUGCCCCCGGUCUCCCCGCUGAUGUGCCAGGCUCAGACGUCCCCCAGGGUCCCAGCGAUUCCCAGAUCCUCCAGGGCCUCUGUGCCUCUGAGGGCCCAAGCACCUCCGUUCUGCCCACCUCCGCUGAGGGCCCAAGCACCUUUGUGCCGCCCACCAUCUCUGAGGCCUCAAGCGCCUCCGGGCAGCCCACCAUCUCUGAGGGACCUGGCACCUCCGUGCUGCCCACCCCCAGUGAGGGCCUAAGCACCUCCGGGCCUGCCACCAUCUCUAAGGGGCUGUGCACCUCUGUGACGCUUGCCGCCUCUGAGGGCCGGAACACCUCCAGGCCGCCCACUUCCUCUGAGGAACCGAGCACCUCAGUGCCGCCCACCGCCUCUGAGGUACUGAGCACCUCCCUGCCGCCCACCCCUGGUGAGGGAACGAGCACCUCCGUGCCGCCCACAGCCUGUGAGGGACCAAGCACCUCCGUGGUGACCACCCCUGAUGAGGCACCGCGCACCUCCGUGCCGCCCACCCCUGGUGAGGGACCCGGCACCUCCGUGCCGCUCACCGCCGCUGAGGGCCUGAGCACCUCCGUGCCGGCCACUCCUGAUGAGGGACCGAGCACCUCCGUACCGCCCACCGCCACUGAGGGCCUGAGCAUCCCCGUGCCGCCCACCCGUGAUGAGGGACCGAGCACCUCCGUGCCGGCCGCUCCUGGUGAGGGACCGAGCACCUCCGUGCUGCCCGCCGCCUCUGACGGACAAAGCAUCUCCUUGGUGCCCACCCCCGGUAAGGGAUCAAGCACCUCCGUGCCACUCACCGCCACUGAGGGCCUGAGCACCUCCGUGCAGCCCACUGCUGGUGAGGGACCGAGCACCUCCGUGCCGCCCACCCCUGGUGGGGGACUGAGCACCUCCGUGCCGCCCACCCCUGGUGAGGGACUGAGCACCUCUGUGCCUCCCACCGCCACUGAGGACUUGAGCACCUCCGUGCCGCCCACUCCCGGUGAGGGACCAAGCACUUCCGUACUGCCAACCCCCGGUGAGGGACUGAGCACCUCUGUGCCGCCCACCGCCUCUGAUGGAUCGGACACCUCCGUGCCGCCCACUCCUGGUGAGGGCCCAAGCACCUUAGUGCAGCCCACCGCCCCUAACGGACCGGGACCGGGAAGCUCCGUGCUGCCCAACCCUGGUGAGGGCCCCAGCACAUUGCUUAGCUCUAGUGCUUCUGUGGACCGGAACCCCUCCAAGUGUUCCCUUGUUUUGCCAAGCCCUAGGGUAACCAAGGCCUCCGUGGACUCAGACUCUGAGGGUCCUAAGGGUGCAGAAGGCCCUAUAGAAUUCGAGGUCCUGAGAGACUGUGAGAGCCCCAACUCCGUUAGUAUUAUGGGCCUCAAUACUUCCCGGGUUGCAAUUACCCUGAAGCCCCAGGACCCUAUGGAACAGAAUGUAGCUGAGCUGUUGCAGUUCCUGCUGGUGAAGGAUCAGAGCAAGUACCCUAUCCGGGAGUCUGAAAUGCGGGAAUAUAUUGUUAAAGAAUAUCGCAACCAGUUUCCUGAGAUACUCAGGCGAGCAGCAGCCCACCUGGAGUGCAUUUUUAGGUUUGAAUUGAGAGAACUUGACCCUGAGGCACACACCUACAUUCUGUUAAACAAACUGGGACCUGUGCCCUUUGAAGGGUUAGAAGAGAGCCCAAAUGGGCCAAAGAUGGGCCUCCUGAUGAUGAUUCUAGGCCAAAUAUUCCUGAAUGGCAACCACGCCAAGGAGGCUGAGAUUUGGGAAAUGCUCUGGAGGAUGGGGGUGCAGCGGGAAAGGAGGCUUUCCAUUUUUGGGAACCCGAAGAGACUUCUGUCUGUGGAGUUUGUGUGGCAGCGUUACUUAGACUACAGGCCAGUAACUGACUGUAAACCAGUGGAGUAUGAGUUUUUCUGGGGCCCAAGAUCCCACCUAGAAACCACCAAGAUGAAAAUUCUGAAGUUCAUGGCUAAAAUAUAUAACAAAGAUCCUAUGGAUUGGCCAGAGAAAUACAACGAAGCUCUGGAAGAAGAUGCUGCCAGAGCCUUUGCUGAGGGUUGGCAGGCUCUCCCUCACUUUAGGAGGCCCUUUUUUGAGGAAGCUGCUGCAGAGGUAGCAUCCCCUGAUUCAGAGGUUUCCAGCUAUUCCUCAAAAUAUGCCCCACAUUCAUGGCCUGAGUCAAGAUUGGAGAGCAAGUCAAGGAAGUUGGUGCAGUUAUUUCUGCUUAUGGAUUCAACUAAGCUGCCUAUACCAAAGAAAGGAAUUCUGUACUACAUUGGCCGAGAGUGCAGCAAAGUGUUCCCUGACCUCCUGAAUCGUGCUGCCCGCACCCUGAACCAUGUCUAUGGGACAGAACUAGUGGUACUUGAUCCCAGGAAUCACUCCUAUACCCUGUACAACCGAAGGGAGAUGGAAGAAACUGAGGAGAUCGUAGACAGUCCAAACAGGCCUGGCAACAACUUUUUGAUGCAGGUCCUAAGCUUCAUCUUUAUAAUGGGCAACCAUGCCAGGGAGUCUGCAGUCUGGGCCUUUCUGCGGGGCUUAGGGGUUCAAGCUGGGAGAAAGCAUGUGAUUACCUGCAGAUACCUGAGUCAGCGCUAUAUAGACAGUUUACGGGUUCCUGACAGUGAUCCAGUGCAAUAUGAGUUUGUAUGGGGUCCUAGAGCCCGUUUGGAAACCUCUAAGAUGAAAGCCUUGCGAUAUGUGGCCAGAAUCCACAGAAAGGAACCACAGGACUGGCCACAGCAGUACAGGGAGGCAAUGGAAGAUGAGGCCAAUAGAGCUGAUGUUGGGCACAGGCAAAUCUUUGUUCACAACUUCAGGUAGAGGAAUGCAUGGCAGUCAGAGGGGCCUUGCAAAGAGGGGCCUUUGAGCCUCAGUUCUCAUGUAUUGGGGGGUGGGGGCGGGCACAUACUGUAUUUGGUAUUUGUGUUCCAGUUAUAUUUAUGUCUUUUCAUAUUUAGUUCUUGUGUGGUGUCUGGAAAUGUUUCAACUGUUUUAAUAUAUUGUCUGAUUGGGUAAAUGUGAUUGACCACUUGCUGUCUCUGUUGUAUUUUGGUAUGGGUUUUGAUAGCUCUAUAAAAUGUUUUGGAAAUCUUUCCAUCUUGUUGCAUUAUCUAGAAGAGAAUAUAUAGCAUAUAGCUAUAGAUAUAGGCUUUUCCUUGAAAGCUUGAAAAACAUUCGCCAGUAAAAUAAUCUAGCUUAAAGUGAUAAACUAACAAACAAAUAUAACAACAACUGAAAAAGCACUCUAAAUUGUGGCUGGCUUCCCUUUCUGUCUGCUAUUGUGUGAAGAAUACUGAUAUUUACCUGUAUUUGCUUUGCUGUACUAAAAUGUAAUGAAAAAUAAAAGAUUAAUAAAUGAAACAUAAUGCUAA